Trypanosoma cruzi is the source of this 3156-nucleotide messenger RNA. RefSeq lists its product as uncharacterized. The transcript has a single exon. The coding region runs from base 1 to 3156 and encodes 1051 amino acids. Lineage: Eukaryota; Euglenozoa; Kinetoplastea; Trypanosomatida; Trypanosomatidae. The record is from RefSeq and is a predicted model, not a curated record.
AUGAGGCUGUUCUAUGGAUCAUCCCUACCUCCCGGGUUGGAGGGACCCACACGCGGCGAACUUCGUAUUCGAAUAGAGAAACUGCUCCUGAAGGAUGAUUUGGUCACUAGGGGCAUGUCGUCGGAUGUUCCCCACGCGGGUUCACGCCCAUACGCCGUUCCUGUUGAUCACUGUGCGGUGAAUCCAUUGUUUUGGGGUGAGCAGAAUCCCACGUGCCACUGCGUUCCGGCAACCCCUGGAAAGCCACGUGGUGUGGUGACACUUGUGUACCCAUUAAAAACGUAUGAGCCGCAAUUCAGGGAGUACCUCUUACACAUGAGCCAUUCCGAGCAAAAGGGCCUUCAGAUUUCUGUAUUUGUGCCUACUAGUUACAGUGGUCGGCAUCGAUCGAUUCCUGUAGGAAAAAGCAUCGUUGCAUUGGACACACUUAAACCCUCUUCUCCAGUUUCUGGGUGGUUUACCAUUGUGAGUGAUGGAGCUUUCAUUUCUUCGACUCCGUGUGAUAAAGAGAUGAAUCUCCCUGGCAUUUUAUUAGAAGUGGGGAGGCUGAAAAUGACUUUCACAAUGACCUUCUUUGCACGUGCACCCCUGUCACCUACAAGCCAUGCAUCCCGCAGCACUUACAAAACAUCCUAUGAGAAGAAUACAGAAAAGGAGAAAAUAGGAGGCAGCGAGAUGAUGCAGGAUGAAGCACGUGGUGAACAAGAGGUGCAGCCCGCGCAGGCUCCGCCAAUAGUCUCUUCCGAGUCUGGUGUCAUUGCUCCAAUUAACAAACAGCAGCUGCAACAGCACCAAGAAAAGCAACAGAGCCAUCAUCAGGGCCAUGGCGGUGCGACGGAUCAGAUCGCAAAAUCAUCGAUGAUGCAUGAGAAUGCGGGACCCGCCUUGGCAUUUGACCCUCGUCCGUCGUCAUCCCUCUUUCCUCCUACAGCAGCAUCGAUCAACUUUAAUCAAAAGAUGGCCGUAGGUGAGUUGCUUCAGAAGGGUAUUAGUCUGCGUGAUAAAAUGGCGCGGGUGCUAUCUCAUUCUACGAGUUUUGAGGAUAUGGCUCCCUCGUCCAAUUUUCUUACCUUUCAGCCACUGCUCAGCGUGCUUGGAGGUCCUCCAUCUUACAGUCUACCCCUUACUGGUGCUGAGCAUCUUCAUGGUGGUCUCUCGAUCCCACCUGGUUCCACUGAAAGUUCCGUUAGUUCAGCAAGUGUUGAGACCGUGGUGAGCGAUACAAAUGAAUUGGGUAUUGACGCCUCUCCUGCUGCUGGUGCAGGUGCGGACAGAGAAAAGUCAGGAGAGUGGUGUGAUAUUCCAACUGGAAAACGCCCUUUUAGAUUACCAUUCCAGUCUCCAGGAGUGUCCCAAAAAGAGGACACAUAUGUAGAAGUGGACCUCUCUCGCAUUGCCUUUUCUUCAGGGCGAGCAACACUUGGCAUGGAAGAGAUGCGCGUGGGCAUUCGUCUGUCAAGGGAUGUGAAAACCGACGAGCCCGUGGAAUCCUAUUCUUCCUACGUUCACCGCGUUCCUCUUGCUCGCGGAGCUGAACAUCACAUCAUAAUUGGCUUUUCAGUACGGUCAUUCAGCGAAGACAGAAGCCGAAUGGUCAUAUCUUUUUACCGGGUGCGUUCCGCACCCGUGGCAAACCCCCCUGGUGAGCUAUUGUUGCCUGUGCCCGCUUCAGCGCAGCGAGUGCUUGUGGAAGAGAUACUGUUAGGAAUGUGCAUCGUUGGUCUGCAUAGCCAAUCAAGGGAUAUUGUUCUUCAUGACCCCAUCAGCGGUGAAGAUCCGACGCAGGCCCAUUUACGCGUGAGCACCCGAAGCGGUAAGAUGCCCUUGCCGGAAGACAGUCGUCCUAACGUGGGAGCCGCCAAGGAAGGAGAUGCAAAGAACCCUACCUUAAGGUUGGAGGGAGGAGAAAAGAGUCAGGUGCUCGUGAAUUCCGCCGAGCGUCAUAGCCCAAUUGAAACUCAACGAGGCACUAAGACCAUUAGACCUAAGGUGAAGUAUUCACACAUAAAGCAGAGUGAUGUGGAUUUACGGAGUUCUUCUUCGUCUUCCUCCUCCUCCCCCUCUUCAUCACCUCCAUCGUCAUCGUCUAUAGAAAAAGUACCACGAAAAGUAAAGGUGAACGCUAGUGGUGAUGAAGGAAUUGGUGCUAGUAGUUGUACUGGUCAUGGUGAUGGACGUGGUGUGGCGCCCGAGCCGAUCUACGCUCAUGAACAGCGUCCUUCUAAUUCUCUUACUGCUCCCAUUCCGAAUACCAUGAUGACAAAAGCAGCUGUUUCGAGUGUGGACCAGUGUUUGUCCCCCGUGGAAUUGGGUGCUUUGAUGGACCUUCAUGCACCAGGAAGUUGUGAUGGGAAGAAAGUUCUUUCUUAUGCGAGCGACGCAAGAAUGGCAGAUACGUACUUGGAUCAGACUUUGAAGAAACCGGCCCUAGAACGGUUUCGUAUUCAUGUCUCGAUACGUGCUGGAAAAGAGCUACCGAUGGUGACAAUAAGCCAUGAGGGUUUCACGUCAAUAUCACCUGUUGCCGCGGCGGACCAAUUAGACAGUGGCGUACGCUCUGCAGUCACAUCUGAUGGAAGUCUUAUUCUUGUGGACAGCAAGCAUCGUGUCUUUAAACCUCCUACAACAUUUUUUGUUGUUGAAGAUCUCUUUAAUGGGGUGGAUUCCCGGGCGGCAUCCAGGGGAAUCGUGCCGGAUUGGUUUGUGGAAGCCGCUGUGCGUGGAAAAUUCGACCGCACCUUAAUAGUGCCCGAGUCUCAGAGUCCACAGUAUGAUUAUGAAUCUAUUUUGUCUAUUCCCCGAGAGGCAGUUUUCCUACGGCAUGCUGUUAGCGGCAGUCAUGCCACUUUUCGAGGCGCAUCUACACUUCUCUCAUUGGACGACACAAUUUCCAAGGCGUCAAAUAGUGCCUUUUGUUUGCGAGAACUGCGUCUGACACUGUGGCAUGCCGUCACCGAGACAAGCGUGGCGUCAUCCCCUGAUUGGAAGAAUGAUGAGGAACGCUUCUGGGCCCAAACAGCUCUACUGGGCGAGUGCCGGGUAGAUCUUCGCUCAUUGCGCUUCCUAAAAGUACUUGAUGGAUGGUACCGUAUCAACGCCAUUGAUAGAGUGGAAGAAGUCGUUGGGUACGUCCGCGUGAGCGUGCGGCUGCUUUAA